Molecule: messenger RNA, 1188 nt
Organism: Quercus robur (English oak)
Lineage: Eukaryota; Viridiplantae; Streptophyta; Magnoliopsida; Fagales; Fagaceae
Product: G-type lectin S-receptor-like serine/threonine-protein kinase At1g67520
Exons: 7
Coding region: 1-1188 (395 amino acids)
Biological process (GO): protein phosphorylation
Molecular function (GO): ATP binding; protein serine/threonine kinase activity
Source: RefSeq, a predicted model, not a curated record
AUGGCAGCAAAGCCAAACAGGUGGUGGAUGUGGCUCAUUGUGGCAGUAGGAGGAGUCAUUAUCAUCUUGUUCUUCUUCUUAUGCUAUGCAAAAAUAAAUAAAAAACGCGUAGCGGAAGGGGAGAGAAAAAGGAAACAAAAUAUGCUCAUACAAGAACUUGGAGGUAAUGCAAUACCUUCCACUGUACAUGACAACACGAAGAAUCAAAACAACGAUGGGCAAACUAGCCAUGAGUUGCAUGUUUUUAGCUUUGAAAGCUUUACCAUUGCUACAAGUAAUUUCUCAACCGAAAAUAAAUUAGGAGAGGGUGGUUUUGGACCAGUUUAUAAGGGAAAAUUACCCAAUGGACGAGAAAUAGCAAUAAAGAGACUUUCAAAAAGUUCCGGACAAGGAUUGGUAGAAUUCAAGAAUGAAGUUAUUCUCAUUGCCAAACUCCAACACACUAAUCUCAUAAGACUUUUAGGAUUUUGCAUUCAAGAAGAAGAAAAUAUACUAAUCUAUGAGUACAUGCCCAACAAAAGCUUAGACAUCUUCCUAUUUGGCAUUGCUCAAGGACUUGUUUAUCUUCACAAAUAUUCAAGACUAAGAAUUGUUCACCAAGACUUAAAAGCUAGCAACAUUUUACUUGAUGAAGAGAUGAAUCCAAAAAUAUCUGAUUUUGGGUUAGCUAGAAUAUUUGGAUUGAAAGAAUCAGAAGAAAACACAAAUAGAGUAGUUGGAACGUAUGGUUAUAUGUCCCCAGAGUAUGCCAUGAAUGGUGUUGUUUCAAUAAAAACUGACGUUUUUAGCUUUGGAGUUCUACUAUUAGAAAUUGUGAGUGGCAAGAAAAAUAAUAGUCGUUAUCUUUCUGAUCAUCCACUCAACCUUAUAGAAUAUGCAUGGAAAUUAUGGAAUAAAGGUAAGGAUUUAGAGCUAAUUGACCCAACAAUAUUAGAUGAUUCAUGUAGUCUAUAUGAAGUAUCGAGAUGCAUUCACAUUGGUCUCUUAUGCGUACAAGACCAAGCAAUAGAUAGACCGACCAUGCUGAAUGUUGUUUCUAUGCUUUCAAAUGAAACUCUUCAACUAUCUCCUCCAAAGCAACCAAUUUUUUUUAUUAACACAUUUGUGGAAGAGAUUUUGGUUUCUGAAAUUAAGCCAGAAAGUUGUUCCGUAAAUAGUGUCACGGUUUCUAUGAUGAAACCUAGAUAA